Molecule: messenger RNA, 1452 nt
Organism: Paecilomyces variotii
Lineage: Eukaryota; Fungi; Ascomycota; Eurotiomycetes; Eurotiales; Thermoascaceae
Product: pantothenate transporter liz1
Exons: 6
Coding region: 1-1452 (483 amino acids)
Biological process (GO): transmembrane transport
Cellular component (GO): membrane
Molecular function (GO): transmembrane transporter activity
Source: RefSeq, a predicted model, not a curated record
AUGAGUGCCUUGCAAAGAGUCGAGCGCGAAAGGAAAAAGCAAAAACUGGGCAAACGGAUCGCUGGAUUACUAUGGGAUUCUCUAGAUGACAAGAGCGACGAGGAACAUCGCCUCGUUAGGCGACUGGACUCUGGCUAUCUAAUUUGGGCAUGCUUCUACUACUUUGUUAUGUAUCUCGACUCCACUAAUGUAUCAAAUGCAUAUGUCAGUGGUAUGAAAGAAGACUUGAACAUGUAUGGAAACCAAUUAAACUGGAUGACAACAUACUGGACCAUAGGUUACAUUGUCGGGACGCUCCCUUCGCAAUUGAUCCAAAUGCAUAUACGGCCUUCUCUAUGGCUUCCCUUGCUGGAGGUUGUCUGGAGUGCACUCGUCAUGUGCAUGGCAGCUGCCCCAAAUGUAAACACUAUCUAUGCGAUCAGGUUCCUUGUUGGCAUAUGCGAAGCAUCCGCUUACCCUGGCAUGAUGACGCUGCUGGGUAAUUGGUAUACCCCACAAGAGCUGGGGAAGCGAUCCGUUAUCUUCCAACAAAGCAGCGCUGCUGCGCAAAUGUUCAGCGGGUUCCUCCAAGCUGGCAUCUACAAUGGAAUGAAUAACACUGCAGGUCUCAAAGGAUGGCGCUGGCUAUUCAUAUUCGAUGGCAUAAUCUCACUUCCCAUUGCCAUGUUGGGGUUUUGGUUGAUCCCAGACGCCCCUUCGAAUUCCCGAGCAUUCUAUCUUCAAGAGGUCGAUAAACAGGUCGCACAGGCCCGUAUGGAUAGACAUGGACGUGCGAGAGCGAGUGGGAUUACCUGGAGCAAACUCGUCAAAGCCUUCACCCAUUGGCCCGUAUGGGUCUUUGCAAUACCAUAUGUUUCAUACGUUAUAGCGCUGCAUAUCGCCUCGUACAUGAAUCUAUGGCUCAAAUCGUUGGGAAUCUAUUCUGUAUCUCAAGUUAAUGUCAUCCCUUCGGGGGGAUAUGCAGUUGAAAUUGUUUGUGCUUUAGUCUAUGCAAUUGUAUCUGAUGCGAUUGGCAAGAGAUGGCCUGUCAUUAUGUUUGGAGCGAGCUUAGGGUUACUAGGAGGCAUUCUCCUUUCUGUCUGGCACAUCCCCUUCGGAUUAAAGUACUUUGCAUGGUACUUGACGUUUGCGCCUGUUGGGGGCGGCGCACUUCUUUUCGCAUGGGGAAACGAGAUAUGCAGCAAUAGCGCAGAAGAGCGUGCAAUCUUGCUUGGUUGGUUAAACACAAUGGGUUAUAUAUUUAAUGCCUGGGUACCGUUAUAUGCCUACCCUGCCGAAGAAGCGCCGCAGUACAAGAACGGUUACAAAGUCAACGCAGCAUUGUGGGGGGUAUAUCUACUUGGAAUUCCGGUCAUCCUGUGGUUCUCGAAGACAUUUCCUACCUCACCCGAGGAACAGGAUCUCACAGAGGAGGCUGUUACUGGAAGGAAUACCGAAAUCCCAAAGGAUUAG